CAAACUGUCAGACUGGUUGCCGCCAGUGUGAAGUUUGUCCCGUGUAGAGUGGUGUGUGUAACAUUUGUAUGAAUUCAAGAUGGCAUCCGCGGAACAGGUUGGCUUGAACAAAACUUGGGAAUUGUCGCUUUACGAAUUGCAUCGCACGCCGCAGGAUGCGAUCACGGACAACACGGAGAUCGCGGUCAGUCCGCGAUCUCUGCACAGCGAGCUUAUGUGUCCCAUUUGCUUAGAUAUGUUGAAAAAAACUAUGACCACCAAGGAGUGCCUGCACCGCUUCUGCUCGGAUUGUAUUAUCACGGCUUUACGAAGUGGCAAUAAAGAGUGUCCUACGUGCAGAAAAAAGUUGGUUUCAAAACGAUCUCUCAGACCGGAUCCGAACUUUGAUUUGCUUAUCUCGAAGAUCUAUCCAAGCAGAGACGAGUACGAGGCGCACCAGGAACGAGUUUUGGCUAAACUGAACAAAUCACAUUCGCAAGCGGCACUUGUCAACUCUAUCACGGAGGGCAUUAAGUUACAAAGUCAGAAUCGUCCACAACGUUCGAGAAAGAAUGCCAAUGAAUCAGAAAACACAAGCAACUCGUCUUACAACAACACACCAAACGUUAGCACACCCACUACACCAAAUCCAUCUACAAAUGUAGCAAAUCAAAGUGAUUCUUCGCAAAGCACAACAGGACCUCUAAAUAGUGGAGGAACGACAUCUCGAAAUUCAACCACACCAUCUCCAAACCCUGCAAAUCAAAUUCAGAAACCCCCAAAACGACAAAAAAGCCUUCAAAAUUCUGAAAACGACUCGUCCAGUGCUGAAGCCGAGACCGGCGGUGGCGAUUCAAUGGUUGAUACAGAGGGCGAAGGACCUAGCGAGCCUCUGAUGCUCAAUGAAAUUGAACUCGUCUUUAAACCACAUCCUACAGAAAUGGCUGGAGAUAAUUCUUUGAUAAAAGCGUUGAAAGAAAAUAGUAUUCGUUAUAUAAAAACAACAGCAAAUGCAACAGUGGACCAUUUAAGUAAAUAUUUGGCAAUGCGUUUGACGUUGGAUCUGGACACCGAAUUAUCCGAAUCAGACAGGCUAUUAAACUUCUGCAUUUACAUUGCACCCUCGCCCGGACAGCUCGUAGUACUAAGCGGUUCGCAAACACUGCGACAAGUAAAUGACAAAUUUUGGCGAGUCAAUCGACCCUUGGAAAUGUAUUACUCGUGGAAGAAGACCUAGGGAAGGCCUCGAAAAUAUCAAUCAGAUGGGAGCUAGUCGCGCUAUACUCUGAAGAAAAGAAUACAUGCGAAGUACAGUAGAAAUGCAUGAAGUAUGAAAGACACAUAUCAUCGAAUGUAUUUUCGCGCUGUAUUUCCAUGUUGAUUUUGAAUCUGAUUCACGUGUAUAGGAAACAUCUUUCGUACUCAUCGACAAUGGUACAAUUUAUGUCUUCACAACGGCAACAGGUUGUCAAGCAGUUUGUUUUUUUGUUAAUCAAUCUUCAUUGAGGCAACUAAAAUCAUAAAAACUCGGAAUUUAAACGACAUUUUUAACUUAAGAAAGUUAUUUAAAAUACGCGUAUUGUGCAGAAAAGGAUUCAUCUGCAAAAAAACAAACUAAUCUAAAUUGGUAAAAACAAAGAAGUAAUUGGCUCGUGACAUGUCGCUUAAACUCGAGGCUCGAGACAUAUUCGACUAUCGAUUUAUUUAAAAUCAACAAAAGUAUGUAUAAAAUUCACGUUUAUAGUCCAAUUACAAGUACGCUAUUUCACACCAUGA
Messenger RNA from Pseudomyrmex gracilis, 1755 nucleotides. It is a transcript of the gene Sce, whose product is annotated as E3 ubiquitin-protein ligase RING1. The transcript is spliced from 4 exons. NCBI's taxonomy places the organism in Eukaryota, Metazoa, Arthropoda, Insecta, Hymenoptera, Formicidae. Gene Ontology annotation, molecular function: chromatin binding; ubiquitin protein ligase activity. The coding region runs from base 80 to 1216 and encodes 378 amino acids. The record is from RefSeq and is a predicted model, not a curated record. Gene Ontology annotation, cellular component: ubiquitin ligase complex; PcG protein complex.